Molecule: messenger RNA, 1687 nt
Organism: Athalia rosae (coleseed sawfly)
Lineage: Eukaryota; Metazoa; Arthropoda; Insecta; Hymenoptera; Athaliidae
Product: luciferin sulfotransferase-like
Exons: 5
Coding region: 85-1065 (326 amino acids)
Biological process (GO): sulfation
Cellular component (GO): cytoplasm
Molecular function (GO): sulfotransferase activity
Source: RefSeq, a predicted model, not a curated record
GCUGCUGAGAAUAACGGGAUAGCAACCUAGUCACUAUUAGGAAGUCAUUCGAGAGCGUAGCAUAAAAAAUAUAUUUUCCUGAAAAUGGCCCACCAAAUCAAACCGCAUAAAAAAGAAGUGGCAGAUCUCUUGAAAAAGACAUUUACUAGCCCUAUCCGUAAUCCGACUGUAGAAAUCGACGGAUGUACCCUUCCGCAGAAUAUAAUGAUGGAUGAGAUCGAUAACUUCGAAGUUUUUGACGACGACGUUUGGGUGUGCAGUUUCCCAAAAUCGGGUACAACGUGGACGGUGGAGACUGUUUGGUGUAUCGCUAAUGACUGUGACUUUGAGGGGGCCAAAAGAUCCAUUCACGAAAGGUUUCCUCACAUAGAAGUGUCUUCCAUAUUCAACUUCGAUGAAAUCAGUCGACAGCCUGACACUGGGUUCACCUUUUCGACGAUGUUCUCAGAUAGCCUUAAUUUCACCCGUAACUUAUCGAGGCCAAGAUUCAUCAGGACCCACCUUCCAUAUCAUCUACUACCGCGACAAAUACGAACUGGAGAAAAAAAGCCGAAGAUAAUAUGCGUCGCUCGCAACCCGAAAGAUAAUUGUAUCUCCUACUUUCAUCAGUGCACAUCGAUAGAAGGGUUUACAGGAACUCUUGAUGAGUUCACCACGCUGUUUCUUGAGAAUGCAGUUCUCUUUGCGCCGUUUUGGAAACAUGUUCAAGGUUACUGGGAAAAGAGGAACGAUGACAACUUGCUUUACUUCACAUUCGAAAACAUGAAACAAGAUUUUCCAUCAGUCCUACGAAAAAUCGGGAAGUUCUUGAACAAAGACCUGACAGAUGAUCAAGUGUCCAGUCUUCUUGAGCAUCUAAAUUUCAAAACUCUGAAAACCAAUUCUGCCGUGAAUAAUGAAGACACCGUUGAGGUAUUUCGAAAACUAUACAAACGUCAAGACACGAGUUCAUUCAUUCGAAACGGAACUACCGGCCAGUGGAAAACUGUAAUGACGCCCGAAAUGAAUCAACAAUUUGAUGAUUGGAUUCGCGAAAAUUCGAACGGAGUUCAAAUGUCAUAUUAAAAAAAAGAGCGUACUCGUACUUUGAGAUAUAUGGAAAUGUUGAUCUAUAUUUUACUAUACUGGAAUAAUGUCAUGCAUGUGGUGUAAAAAAUUCCAAAUUAUAGCGACGAGUCUCGUUCUUUGAAGUCAUGAAAGUCUUUAUCUUUUCAUCCGCGAAUUUUUUACAUACAUUUUAUAAAUUUAUAAAAAAAUAUGAUUGUACUUCUUAAAGUAGAGGGGAAAAUGGGUGUAGGAUAAUGUAUUUUGGGUAAUUUUCAUGAAUUUUUUCAACAGACAAGGAAUAAUAUAUAUAUUUUAUUGAAAUCUUGGGGUUAUUUUAUCAAUAUGUUUAAGAAUAUUUUCUGAAAUUCGCCAAAAUUUAGGGGAACGUGGGACGAAAAGGGGUACUUGAGGAACGCGCAAAUUUGGCGAAACUUAAAUUUGACGGGAAAUCCUUAUUCUAUUCGUAUUUGAAGGAAAUAACCAAGUUUUUCAAUUUCGGAAAAAAAAAAGAUUUUGGGGUGAGCCGGGGUACCCUCCAAAACAGUGACGAAAAAUAAAAUGUGAUUGUCUGUUGUUAAGAAACUUGAAAACUGUAUUUUUAGUCAAUUUGUUUAAAUAAAUAAUCAAUUGUUACCAUAAA